Papilio xuthus (Asian swallowtail) is the source of this 2047-nucleotide messenger RNA. RefSeq lists its product as uncharacterized. NCBI's taxonomy places the organism in Eukaryota, Metazoa, Arthropoda, Insecta, Lepidoptera, Papilionidae. The transcript has 9 exons. The record is from RefSeq and is a predicted model, not a curated record. Bases 186 to 1943 code for a protein of 585 amino acids.
GGUAACAGCGCUGGCCGCACGCGCGUGCUGCUUUUGCCUUUUAAUUUGUAAAAAAAAAAAACAAAAAUCGCGGUUUCAAUUUGACAUUUAAUUCGUUUAUUUUAAUUAAUUGUUUUGUGUUUGUGAUGUGUGUUUGUUUUUAUAUUUUAUUUUAACUAUAUAUUGGCGAAUAAGGAAGUGACAUAAUGUUUCAAUACGAAUACGAGAAGCGUCCUCCAUCUUCUACUUCGUGUGACAGUCGGGCAACUAUGACAACAUCAUGGGGGGCUUAUACUACGGGAACUACGCCCCCUAUGGUCAACGAUCGUGCACGUAGACCACUCCCACCGAGACCAGUGUGCGACAGAAUACCCACGAAAACUAGUGUACCGCUAAAGGUUUGGAUAAUCGCGAGCGCGUCCUGCUUCGCUGUUUGUGCUGCGCUUGUUCUCGCAACUGUUGUUAUAACUAAAUGGGGUGCGACAGAGACGUACAAUACUCACCAAGUAUAUGAAGCACCGGAACCUGUAUAUUCAAAUCCAAGUUCUGAUCCAAGAAAAACUAUUAUAAAAACAACAACCGAUGACAUACAUACAACAACAGAACUAGACAAUGAAAUCCACGAUCCAAUAAUUCAAAAAUUAUCAAUAUUCAAAAACAUAAUAUCAAAUAGAGAUAAUAAAAAAACAACGAGUCUCGUAUCGAAACCGCAAUUACAUCCAAUACACGAUACAUCGUUACAUCACGCCGAAAAGAAAAUAGAAAAGAAAGACCAAGCGAAAUAUACACAGCAAAUGCUACCGGAAUUCAUACCAAAACUACCGGAAAUCGAUAAUAGACAAACUUUAAUAGGAUAUAGAAGAUAUGAGACAGAUUAUGAAGAAUAUUUUAACGAUGACAAUCUAUACGAAGAUUAUAUGGAAAGUAACACAAUGACAAAUUAUUUAAUAGAAAAAGUUCAAGAACUCCACGAUUGGAUUACUUCUGAUCCAGAUUUUGAUGUAAAUGUUACGAAAAAGAGAGAAUCUAAUAAUCAUUUUGGACAAGUUUUGAAAGCAUUAAAUGAUAGUAUUGUUGAAGGAAAUAUAUCUAAAAUUAUGAGUAAAUUAAAAGAAAUAUAUUUAAGUGAUAAUAAAACUCAAGUUAAUAAGAAAGUUAUUUUAAGUAAUAGUACAGAUUUACUUUCGUUCGGUAUUUUAACUUUAGAUGUUAUGUUAUUGCAUAAUAUACAAUUAAUGGCUUGGGAAAAUCAGGAAGCUGCAAGAGUAAAAAUGUUGAAAGACCCCGAAGUGUUUGCGUUCAACGCAUUAUUUUUAGAACCAGGGAAAGUGGAAGCGAAGAAAAAUGAAAUUUACCAGCAGGAAAUGAUAGCGAAACGACAAAACCGUCCAGAGACAGCAGAAGAAUUCGACUUCGGCAAGAAUCUUCUAGAUAAUGUCUUAGAAAUAGGUUUAAGCACAGCGCGCGCCGCCAUACACCUCGGGAGAGCUUACAAGAAUACAAAACAAGUCCUAGCACAGCUAUCGAAUAAAGAAAAUCUAAAUACCAACAUACAGAAUCAACUCGCCCGCAACAUAGAUGGCAACACUCAAGCGCUCAAUCAUCUGCAAACGUCAUUCAACAAGAAUGACAGCUCCAGUGUUACCAGCAACAACACUCAAGUUUAUACCGAUUUGGAUUGCGUUUGGUAUUUAUAUUGCAGGAAUUUGAUUGCAACUGCUAAACUGAAUGCCCCUUAUGGUACUAUGGCUAGAAUUAAUGGCUUAGCUCUGCGUAUGCUGACAGGUGAACUGUCAACAGAUCGUGCAUUCGACACAAUGCUUUACGAAGCUCUGACAGGAUGGACUGAACUCAAGUGCCAAGAUAUGUUCCCAAGAUGUAGUAAAGUGAACGCAGCAUCUGUUGUGAUGGACACAAUCGUACAAUCAACUAAAAAUAUGCUGGCAAAAAAAACCUUGAAAUAAAAUCUACUAAAAUUGUAGAAUAUUUUUUUAAAUAGCAACUUUAUGACCAGUGACUUUUAUAAGUGUUGUCAUGUUUAAAAAUAAGAUUUACAAACACAUAUUAC